AUAUAGGGAUCUGCUUAUUGCCCUGAACCUCAUAUAGGGAUCUGCUUCCUACCCGGAACCUCAUAUAGAGAUCUGCUUAUUACCCUGAACCUGCACUAUGCAGGGACUUGGGAGAGACACACAGAACAGGGACUCCCCAAAGAGGGAGAAGGAUCUGAGGGGCUCAGCAAUACUGCACCAGCAGAGACGCCUCAAACAAGCCACGCAGUUUGUGCACAAAGACUCUGCGGAUCUUCUGCCACUGGACCAGCUGCAGAGACUGGGGACCAGUAAAGACCUGCAGCCACACAGUGUGAUCCAGAGACGGCUCAUGGGGGGCAGCCUGAGCAUCGAAAGCGAUAACCCUGUAUUUCCAACUUCCCCGUGCAACAGGGGGAGAGACGCACCCCCCCAGGGUGAUGAGACGAUACAGCCAACUAAGUUGGGUGAGGAGACCCCCGGUGGCUGGAAGGAACAAGCUCUACUCAUACCCUGCAAGGUUUGUGGCCACGAUGCAAGGGCCAAGCUAUGCACGGAACAUCAACAGAACCUCAUCUCCCGGAGCUGCACGGAAAGGCUGGGGGCCCCAAUUUCACAUUACAAAGUUGCAUCAGGACUUUAUGGACCUAGGAAUGAUACGGACUGGAGCCUGGAAUUUACUGUAAGUACUGGAUGUGCUGAAGGAGCUGCUGGGCUUCAGGAAGGGGACUGGGUACUAGGAAGCCCCAGGGGGGGCAAUUGCAACAGGAAGUUGCCUGAGAGGGGGCACAUCAUUGGGCCUUUCAAAACGAGGCUGCAGAGACCCUAGUGGCACAGACUGGGGGCUUUCUGGUAGGAGGUGUCUGUUGAAAUUAGAAAUUAAUUCUAACUUAGGGAAUUGCUACAAGGUGACUCUGGGACUUGGGGUGUCAUAGUCAGGUAAGUAGUGGAACUUUGGCACCCUGAGUACCCCAAUAACUUAAAUAAAGAGCUCGUUAUAUUAUAUGGAACUGGGGGUUGGAUAUUUGGGAGUCUUGAUUGUCUCAGCAAAAGUAACUAGUAGUAAAAAGUGGAACUUUGGCACCCUGAGUACCCCAAUAACUGAAAUAAAGAGCUCGUUAUAUUAUAUGGAACUGGGGGUUGGAUAUUUGGGAGUCUUGAUUGUCCCAGCAAAAGUAUCUGCCUGACUCUGUGGCAGAAUUAGGGGACUCUGUGGGCUUCACAGGGGGGUUCCUGCUGUCCCGGGGGCUGUGGGAGAUACAGUAAUAGAAGCCACAGGGAGUACCUGUAGAUAUUGGGGUGCAAACUCAACGUUAGCCCAGUGUCACAACCACCAGCGAGGGGAAUAAAGUGAUCUUUUUGUCAACAGUCUCAGGGAAUCCCUAAGUGUUAGACUGUAUUUGCUUCCUCCGGUGUUGGUAACAUCAGGCACUGGUUACUGAGGGAACAGGAGAGACGGGGAGUAAAUCCGUGGCUGUAGUGAAGGAUCACAGAGAAAACUCGAUGAGGGACGUUACUUCAUGACAGAGAAAGGAGCCUCUGGCUUUAUCCAAGCAAGAUCUGGGAUGCUUAUCCGCACUAUACCGCUUGUCUAGUUCUAUACCCACCUGAGGAUAAACACUUGUUUGGAAUGGCCGCCUACAUCGAAUU
Molecule: messenger RNA, 1608 nt
Organism: Xenopus tropicalis (tropical clawed frog)
Lineage: Eukaryota; Metazoa; Chordata; Amphibia; Anura; Pipidae
Exons: 4
Coding region: 98-787 (229 amino acids)
Source: RefSeq, a predicted model, not a curated record